AUGACUACGUCAAGGCAUCAGCGCUCCCAGCAGCGCUUGGUCCAGCUCCUGUUCCUGGCGUCCGCCUCGACAGCAGCCAUCAUCAGCAUCGGAGGAACUGAUCUGACCCUCUCAAACUUUCAACUCCUCACACAACUAUCCAUACCUCUGGGCUGCCUUUUGACUUAUAACAACCCCAUCCAAGGAUGCACGGCGAACGACUUCUCGAGUACCGGCACCUGUCACAACCACUUCAGCAGCACCGACAGUCCGGCCGACUUCGACCGUGAUAGUGCCGCCGCCAUCAUCAACUGUUGUUGCGCCUCCGCCUCCGCCGGCUACCACCGUGCCUCCUGUCAUCCCACCCCCGGCGACUACAUCAAUAGCUGCACCACCGCCAACUCAACCGCCCGUAAUUCCUCCGCCCAGCACGGCGGCGCCACCAGUAUCAUCGCCACCGCCGCCUGUAGUACCGCCACCGCCGGCACCCACGACUGUCGUCACUUCUACGACAUCCAACGCGGCAGCACCACAGAGUACGUCGGCGGAGACUACGAAACCUCCGGUCAACCCAUUGGAUGCUUUGCUUCUUAG
Messenger RNA from Colletotrichum siamense, 573 nucleotides. RefSeq lists its product as uncharacterized. The transcript is spliced from 2 exons. NCBI's taxonomy places the organism in Eukaryota, Fungi, Ascomycota, Sordariomycetes, Glomerellales, Glomerellaceae. The record is from RefSeq and is a predicted model, not a curated record. Bases 1 to 573 code for a protein of 190 amino acids.